GGGUGCAGUAAGGUACACAGUACACAGAGCGCAGCAUAUUACUAGAAGACUUGCUUGGCCCAAGUAGCUAGUAUCGCUCUCUGUCUGUCAUCUUCAACAAUCCAAUGGGGAAACAGACAGCAGUAGCACUAGUGCUUCUCGGUGUGCUCUGUGGAAUAGCUUCUCAUGGGGUCGAUGCCCAGUAUUACUGGACGAGCGCCACGGCGACGUUCUACGGCGGCGCCGACGGCUCCGGCACCAUGGGAGGCGCGUGUGGGUACGGCAACCUGUACGGCUCCGGGUACGGGAUCAACAACGCCGCGCUGAGCACGGCGCUCUUCAACGACGGCGCCAUGUGCGGGGCGUGCUACAUCAUCUACUGCGACACGGGCAGGAGCAAGAUGUGCAGGCCGGGCACCCAGAUCACCGUCUCCGCCACCAACUUCUGCCCGCCCAACUGGGCGCUCCCCAGCAACAACGGCGGGUGGUGCAACCCGCCGCGCCUCCACUUCGACAUGUCGCAGCCCGCUUGGACCAGCAUCGCCAUCUACCAGGCCGGCAUAGUCCCGGUCAUGUACAAGAGGGUCUCCUGCCAGAAGCGCGACGGCAUCCGCUUCGGCAUCUCCGGGAGGGACUACUUCGAGCUGGUGGUGGUGACCAACGUCGGCGGCAGCGGGGUCGUGGCGCAGAUGUGGAUCAAGGGCUCCAACACCAACUGGCUCGCCAUGAGCCGGAACUGGGGCGCAAACUGGCAGAGCAACGCCUACCUCAACGGCCAGAGGCUCUCCUUCAGGGUCAGGCUCGACGACGGCCGCGAGGCCACGGCCAGCGACGUCGCGCCGUCCAACUGGUGGUUCGGGGCCACAUACAGUUCCUGGAUCAACUUCUACUAGCUUAAUUAGUACCGGCCGGACCAUGCAUGCAUCAAUCAAACCGGUCCAUCCACGGCACUGCUUAAUCUAUCAUCGUUUUAGUAUAUAAUAGUGGUACUAUUAAAUCGUAAGGCGCCCUCUGUUGCAUUGGCCACAGUUGUGUUUGGCAGCCGCACAUUCCUUCAUGUUUUAGAUGGGCUUGCUUCACGAACUGCAUGCAAUGCACGCACGCAACCAAGAAGUGUUGUAACACACACUCUUUCUUCUUGCACCUACACAUAAUUAACUAGAUGAUGUUGCUGCGGAAAA
Hordeum vulgare subsp. vulgare (domesticated barley) is the source of this 1160-nucleotide messenger RNA. Its product is annotated as expansin-A33-like. Gene Ontology annotation, biological process: plant-type cell wall organization. The record is from RefSeq and is a predicted model, not a curated record. The transcript is spliced from 2 exons. Gene Ontology annotation, cellular component: extracellular region. Bases 105 to 872 code for a protein of 255 amino acids. NCBI's taxonomy places the organism in Eukaryota, Viridiplantae, Streptophyta, Magnoliopsida, Poales, Poaceae.